This is a messenger RNA of Mollisia scopiformis, 2128 nucleotides long. RefSeq lists its product as uncharacterized. The transcript is spliced from 3 exons. Gene Ontology annotation, biological process: regulation of transcription by RNA polymerase II. NCBI's taxonomy places the organism in Eukaryota, Fungi, Ascomycota, Leotiomycetes, Helotiales, Mollisiaceae. Gene Ontology annotation, cellular component: chromosome. The record is from RefSeq and is a predicted model, not a curated record. Bases 20 to 2128 code for a protein of 702 amino acids. Gene Ontology annotation, molecular function: chromatin insulator sequence binding.
ACGGUAUCGACUUUUAGCAAUGUUCGAGGCUGCAUUGAAACUCAAAGCGGCCACAGUUCCCACGGAGCACAACUAUGAGUUCAUCGUAUAUCCCCCAGGCACAUCGCGUGUUCUUCCCGCUGUGGGUUUGGCAAGUGGCUCAUGGAUCCAUGCGUCGAUGCACGCAUAUACCAGAGGCCUAACGGGGCCAAGAGGACGGAUGGCCGAUGCAUUGAUACAAUCAAUGAACUUCGUAGACAGAGACAUCGAGGAUCGAGAACGAGUCGGCGUGUCGUUGCAUAGCAGAUACAUCUCGACGCCGAUUGAUCAGGACACCAAUCCCAGUGAUGCUAGGAAGGCGAGGAAUGCAAGUGAAAUCGAACAAGACGAUGAAACUGAUGUGGAAGCAGCAAGGCAAGUCCUUGAUUCAGAGUAUGAAGAUGAUGAUCUCAGACCCAAAAAGGCACGCAAAAGAGGUCUAAAGGCACCUCCAACAACCUCAUCUACUGCCAAGAUUCGUCCUGCGAAGGAGCAGCCUGCUAAGAGGAUUGGGUCAGAUGAAGACAUCUAUACAAGUCGAAAAAGACAGCGCAAACAGGGUAUUUCUUGCGAAAUUUGUGGAGCUACAUUCUCAGCCUCAGAAGCUCUCACCAGACACAAAGAGACCAGAGUUUGCUCAGUGUGCGCUCUUUGCAACAAAAUAUGCAAAUCCAAAAAAGAACAAGUCAACCAUCACGCGACGGAGCACAACAAGAAACUCGGAACAGAACUACAGGGUCAACAGCAAUCUACUGAUGUAGCCGAUGAUCGAAAGCCAAGCCAGGGUCGACUCACAGAUCCAAAUGUGCAACCAGACGCACAGCCUUCACACCAAUCUCACCCGGGACCCAAGACACAGUCCGAAUCGCAGACGCAGACAAAGGAAAACAAACAGUCGGUGUCAAAACUUAUUGCAACUGGCUUUAUUUGUGAUAUCUGUCAUAGAGUCGACUUCCAGGACAUGAAAGGGCUCAAAAGUCACAGGUUAAGGGUUCAUAAAGAGCCAACAAGAACAGAAGUAUCAGAAACUCCACCGACUGAAGACGAAGCCACGCCUCAGGCCAGGACGACUAGACGAAGAUCUUCAGUCAGAGAGAUGGUUAAUGAAAGUCCGCCAAAUUCUUCUGACAAACGCCCAGCGCCACAAAAGCCGGCAAGUGUUUGUCCAGAUUGCGGAAAGGAUUGCUUGCAACCGAAACUACUGAAAAUACACAUCAAAAACCAGGAUUGUCUGAGAUGUGUCGACUGUGGGAUCUGGUUUGAGGAUGACUGCAAAUUUGAUCAACACUGGCAAACAACACAUCGACAAGCAAAAGAAUUGUUAUCACCAAGUCCACCAAGCGAUGAGCCAUCUGGUUCUCACGUAUCGCAGCGCACCCACGUCGCAAGUUCAUCGCCUCCGUCAAAGAUCCGAAGCAACACGAGUGAAUCCGAUAGUGGAGACAGGCGCGACGAAAUCUCAGCGUCUCAAGACCUGCGAAGUCCUAGGUCGUUGGAACCAUCAGAGGAAGCUUCAGAGGUAUCAUCAGAGGAGACAUCAGAGGACAACGAAACGCAGCACGAUCCUGCGUCUCGUGAGAACACGUCCACACCACUGAAGCUAACAAGCAACGAGUCCUUCUCGAGCGCAAUCGUGCCCCUUUCACGCAGAUCAACUAGAGGACAGCAUAGCAGUUCCCGAAUGUCUGAAAGAAGCGAUAGUCGCCAUUCGACCCCCAUGCGGUCGGAUGGGAAUCAACUUUCUGGAAUGAAUCAUGUAUGCCAGGGUGACAACUGCGUCGUCAGAGCUAGCGAUAUCAGAGCCGAUAACGGCCCUUGCAGUAAACGGGAAAAGGAGACCACGGUUCAUCUCCGUCAGAAGGGUGGGCAGGGAGGCGGCAGCCAUAUUACAGAUGUAAGAUUCACACCUGAACUGCGCUCCUCGAACUGCCCAGAUGUCCUCGAUAUCGAGAUUGAAGAAGAUUGGUGUUCUGGGACAAGCCAGGUUACGGAGACUUCAGCGUACGAAACACAGAGUGGGAUUGCAGGUUCUCAGCCACGUAGAAUGUUGGCAGGUCCACAAGGACUCGUGGAUUACAUGUCUGGAUUCUGGAGGCCGCCGCCGCUGUGA